AUGGCCUGUCUGACGGCCGCUUUCUCGGUCGGUACCGCCAUGAAUGGCAGCAGUUACUCUGCAGCAAUGACAGAGCCCAAGUCAGUGUGCGUCUCUGUGGACGAGGUGGUCUCUAGCAACCGCGAGGUCAUGGAGAUGGAGCUGCUGAACGGACACCUGAAGAAGGAGGACAACAGUGUCACAGAGGCCCAGCGCCUCUCCUCCCUGCCGCGGAGGGCGGCCGUGAACAUCGAAUUCAAGGACCUUUCCUAUUCGGUCCCAGAAGGCCCCUGGUGGAGGAAGAAAGGAUACAAGACCCUUCUGAAAGGAAUUUCUGGGAAAUUCAACAGUGGAGAGCUGGUGGCCAUCAUGGGUCCUUCCGGGGCUGGGAAGUCCACGUUCAUGAACAUUCUGGCCGGAUACAGGGAGACCGGCAUGAAGGGUGAGGUGCUCAUCAACGGCCUCCCGCGGGACCUGCGCUGCUUCCGGAAGGUGUCCUGUUACAUCAUGCAGGACGACAUGCUUCUACCACACCUGACCGUGCAGGAGGCCAUGAUGGUGUCUGCACAUCUGAAACUCCAAGAGAAGGACAAAGGCAGAAGGGAGAUGGUCAAGGAGAUCCUGACAGCCCUGGGCCUGCUGUCUUGCUCCAACACGCGGACCGGCAGCCUCUCGGGCGGCCAGAGGAAGCGCCUGGCCAUCGCGCUGGAGCUGGUGAAUAACCCUCCGGUCAUGUUCUUCGAUGAGCCCACCAGCGGCCUGGACAGCGCCUCCUGCUUCCAGGUGGUCUCCCUGAUGAAGGGGCUGGCGCAGGGGGGGCGGUCCAUCAUCUGCACCAUCCACCAGCCCAGCGCCAAGCUCUUUGAGCUGUUCGACCAGCUUUAUGUCCUCAGUCAAGGACAGUGUGUGUACCGGGGAAAAGUCUCAAAUCUUGUACCUUAUUUGAGAGAUUUAGGUCUGAAUUGCCCAACCUACCACAACCCGGCCGAUUUUGUCAUGGAAGUCGCAUCCGGUGAAUAUGGCGAUCAGAACGGCCGCCUGGUGAGAGCCGUCCGGGAGGGCAUGUGUGACUCUGGCUACAGGAGGGAGCCCGGAGGUGAUGGCGAGGUGAACCCUUUUCUUUGGCACCGGCCCUCUGAAGAGGUAAAGCAGGCAAAACGAUUGAAGGGGUGGAGAAAGGACUCCACUUCCAUGGAAGGCUGUCACAGCUUCUCUGCCAGCUGCCUCACCCAGUUCUGCAUCCUCUUCAAAAGGACCUUCCUCAGCAUCAUGAGGGAUUCGGUCCUGACGCACCUGCGGAUCACCUCCCACAUUGGCAUCGGCCUCCUCAUCGGGCUGCUCUACUUGGGGAUCGGGAACGAAGCCAAGAAGGUCCUGAGCAACUCCGGCUUCCUUUUCUUCUCCAUGCUCUUCCUCAUGUUCGCAGCCCUCAUGCCCACAGUCCUCACGUUUCCCCUGGAGAUGGGAGUGUUUCUUCGAGAGCACCUGAAUUACUGGUACAGCCUGAAGGCCUACUACCUGGCCAAGACCAUGGCUGACGUGCCCUUUCAGAUCAUGUUCCCCGUGGCCUACUGCAGCAUCGUGUACUGGAUGACGUCCCAGCCGUCCGACGCCGUGCGCUUCGUGCUCUUCGCGGCGCUGGGCACCAUGACCUCGCUGGUGGCGCAGUCUCUGGGCCUGCUGAUCGGAGCCGCCUCCACGUCCCUGCAGGUGGCAACCUUCGUGGGCCCCGUCACGGCCAUCCCCGUCCUCCUCUUCUCAGGAUUCUUCGUCAGCUUUGACACAAUCCCCACCUACCUGCAGUGGAUGUCCUACAUUUCCUAUGUCAGAUAUGGGUUCGAAGGGGUCAUCCUCUCCAUCUAUGGCCUCGACCGGGAGGACCUGCACUGUGACAUCGACGAUACAUGCCACUUCCAGAAGUCGAAAGCCAUUCUCAGAGAGCUGGACGUGGAGAACGCCAAGCUCUACCUGGACUUCAUCGUCCUGGGGAUUUUCUUCAUCUCCCUGCGUCUCAUUGCCUACUUUGUGCUGAGAUACAAAAUCCGGGCAGAGAGGUAA
This is a messenger RNA of Mesoplodon densirostris (Blainville's beaked whale), 2037 nucleotides long. It is a transcript of the gene ABCG1, whose product is annotated as ATP binding cassette subfamily G member 1. The coding region runs from base 1 to 2037 and encodes 678 amino acids. Gene Ontology annotation, biological process: transmembrane transport; cholesterol homeostasis. The transcript is spliced from 15 exons. The record is from RefSeq and is a predicted model, not a curated record. Gene Ontology annotation, cellular component: plasma membrane. Gene Ontology annotation, molecular function: ATP hydrolysis activity; ABC-type sterol transporter activity; ATP binding. NCBI's taxonomy places the organism in Eukaryota, Metazoa, Chordata, Mammalia, Artiodactyla, Ziphiidae.